AAUAAGAUUCCCAGGACCUAACCAAACCACUGUUUCACGCAUAACUUCUCCAUCACUCACCGGAUAAACCUCCGUCGUCUUCCGCCGCAACUUCUCUCCCCAUGGCCGGCGUAAACCUACAGCUCCGUCACUCGUACUCUAUCGCUCAAUUCCUCCCAAAUGUUUCUUCUCCUCCUCCUCCUCCUCAGCGAGUUCGUCUCUUAACUUCACCCUCUCGUGUUCUCUUCUCUAAUCUCCGGGCCAAUUCUCCAACCUUACGAACCACUCGCCGCUCUGAUACUAUCGCUUCGUCUUCCGUAUCCUCCGCCGUAGAUUCUGAUUCGUUGGUGGGAGACGGCGGUGAAGUGGGGAGGAUCCCUUUGCUGGAGGUUAAGGAAUUGAGAGCUGUGAUCGUUGAAACGAGGCAGGAGAUACUUAAAGGCGUCAACUUGGUUGUCUACGAAGGAGAGGUUCACGCAGUGAUGGGGAAGAAUGGUUCAGGGAAGAGCACAUUCUCUAAGGUUCUUGUUGGUCAUCCGGAUUACGAAGUGACUGGGGGAAGUAUUGAAUUUAAAGGGCAGAAUCUGGUUGAUAUGGAACCGGAGGAGAGAUCUCUUGCUGGUCUCUUCAUGAGUUUCCAGUCUCCUGUUGAGAUCCCUGGUGUUAGCAAUAUGGAUUUCUUGAAUAUGGCUUUCAAUGCUCGGAAACGGAAGCUCGGUCAGCCUGAGCUUGAUCCAAUCCAGUUUUACAGCCACUUAGUAUCAAAACUUGAAGUUGUGAACAUGAAGACCGAUUUUCUGAACAGGAAUGUGAAUGAAGGAUUUAGUGGUGGUGAAAGGAAACGCAAUGAGAUUCUACAGUUAGCGGUACUUGGAGCAGAGAUGGCUAUACUGGACGAGAUUGAUUCAGGGUUGGAUGUUGAUGCUCUUCAAGAUGUGGCAAAGGCGGUGAAUGGUCUUUUGACACCAAAAAACUCUGUGCUGAUGAUAACCCACUACCAACGCCUACUUGACUACAUUAAACCAACUCUCAUUCACAUCAUGGAGAAUGGAAGAAUCAUUAAAACCGGAGACAACUCCUUGGCAAAAUUACUGGAAAAGGAAGGCUACAAGGCCAUAUCCGGUUAGUUAUCUCAGAUCAUAGUAAACCGCUCUUCCUUCUUCUGAGAGACCGACCAGACUGUUGUUUAAUGUCUCAAAAGACAUUGGAAUCUGAAGAUGAUGUCUGAAAAGUCAAAAAAUUUUUGCUUCAUUGUUUUUUUUUUGCUUCAGUGUUUUCAUGCCUUUUUUUGUAACUAACAAUAAAUUCAGUUAAAUAACCCCAUUUAUGUUCAAGUGGGUACACUAGAAAAUAAAAAUGUUCAGACAACGUGAUCGCUGGUGAAUUAAAACGCAAA
Messenger RNA from Raphanus sativus (radish), 1375 nucleotides. Its product is annotated as ABC transporter I family member 6, chloroplastic-like. The coding region runs from base 102 to 1106 and encodes 334 amino acids. Gene Ontology annotation, molecular function: ATP binding; ATP hydrolysis activity. The record is from RefSeq and is a predicted model, not a curated record. Lineage: Eukaryota; Viridiplantae; Streptophyta; Magnoliopsida; Brassicales; Brassicaceae. The transcript has 6 exons.